AUGGCUACCCCUUCUCCGCCCGAGUCCAAUCCCUCGUUCUCCAUGUCAGCAUACAUGGUCCCAUCAGCUCAUAACUCCUAUCACUCAGACUCUGAAGAUGAGAUCGCCUCUCUGCCUUCAGAAUCUACCACAGCCUCCGACCUUGAGACCUUGUCCGAUGACGAAUACUCCGAUGCGGAGGCGGAAUGGCGGGAAAGCAUCGAGCAAUUGGAGCUACUUCUGACCAUGGUUUUGGUACCAUUCAUUGGGAAAUAUCUAGGCCGGAAAUGUGCAUACUGGAGUUGGACCAGACUUAUGCAAUGGAAGUAUCCAGUCGAGAUAUCUAUAAAGAACCCUGCCCUCUUCAAAGGAGCUGGUGCUGUUGAAGCUUUUGCAACUCUUUAA
Penicillium taxi is the source of this 384-nucleotide messenger RNA. RefSeq lists its product as uncharacterized. The transcript is spliced from 2 exons. NCBI's taxonomy places the organism in Eukaryota, Fungi, Ascomycota, Eurotiomycetes, Eurotiales, Aspergillaceae. Bases 1 to 384 code for a protein of 127 amino acids. Gene Ontology annotation, cellular component: mitochondrial outer membrane. The record is from RefSeq and is a predicted model, not a curated record. Gene Ontology annotation, biological process: protein insertion into mitochondrial outer membrane; mitochondrial outer membrane translocase complex assembly.